GGGCGGGGGCGCAGGAGGUGGGGCCGCAGUUGCCGUCAGGGCCCCAGGGAGCGCGGGGCGCCGCUGCCGCUGCUCCUCGGCACGGUUGUGUCUACUGGGCAGCGCCGGGCAGGCAGCUGGGCGGCGGAGGAGCAGGAGCCGGGAGCCGCGCUCCGCCGAGAGUUGGGCAGAGGAGCGCCCGCACCCCGCUCGGCAUCAUGGGCCCACUCCCCGGGCCUCAGCGGGCACCAGCCGCGGGAACCCCCGGGCCUCCUCGCGCCAGAGCUUGAGCGACCCCCGGGUUCUCCGGCGCCCCCUCCCUCGCCCUAUUUUUUUUUUUUUCCCCUGCUCUCGCUGCCGCUACCGCUUCGGCUCUCCGUUAUGGCAACAGAACCACCAUCCCCCAUCCGGCUCGAGGCUCCGGGUCCCCCAGAAAUGCGGACCCCACUGGCGAUCGAGGCCACCCCUGAGGGCGCCCCGCAGCCGGCGGGCGGCAGACUCCGCUUCCUCAACGGCUGCGUGCCCCUCUCGCAUCAGGUGGCCGGGCACAUGUACGGGAAGGACAAAGUGGGUAUACUGCAACAUCCAGAUGGCACAGUUUUGAAACAGUUACAACCACCUCCAAGGGGCCCAAGAGAGCUGGAAUUCUAUAAUAUGGUUUAUGCUGCUGACUGUACUGAUGGUGUUCUUCUAGAGCUACGAAAAUAUUUACCAAAAUAUUAUGGCAUCUGGUCACCUCCCACUGCACCAAAUGAUUUAUACCUAAAACUGGAAGAUGUGACCCAUAAAUUUAAUAAGCCCUGUAUAAUGGAUGUAAAGAUAGGGCAAAAAAGCUAUGAUCCUUUUGCCUCAUCUGAGAAGAUUCAGCAACAGGUGUAUCAUAUUCAUUCUGAUAGCUAUGAGACACAAAACCAGCAUUAUGGAAGAAGCUUAACAAAAGAAACUAUAAAGGAUGGAGUCUCUAGAUUUUUUCAUAAUGGGUACUGCUUAAGAAAAGAUGCUGUUGCUGCCAGUAUUCAGAAGAUUGAGAAAAUUCUGCAGUGGUUUGAAAACCAGAAGCAGCUUAACUUUUACGCAAGUUCAUUACUGUUUGUUUAUGAAGGUUCAUCUCAGCCAACCACUACAAAACUGAAUGACAGAACUUUGGCAGAAAAGUUUUUGUCCAAGGGACCACUGUCAGACACAGAAGUACUAGAGUACAAUAAUAACUUUCAUGUGUUAAGUUCUACAGUGAAUGGAAGAAUAGAGUCUUCAGUAGGCAAAAGCUUGUCCAAGAUGUAUGCUCGUCACAGGAAAAUGUAUAUUAAAAAGCAUCACAGUCAGACUUCAUUGAAAGUUGAAAAUCUGGACCAAGACAAUGGAUGGAAAAGCAUGUCACAGGAACACUUAAAUGGAAAUGUACUUUCCCAACUGGAAAAAGUUUUCUACCAUCUUCCCACUGGUUGUCAAGAGAUUGCUGAAGUAGAAGUGCGAAUGAUAGAUUUUGCUCAUGUGUUCCCUAGCAACACAGUAGAUGAGGGAUACGUUUAUGGGCUAAAGCAUUUAAUUUCUGUACUUCAAAGUAUUUUAGACAAUUGAAUCCUUUGUUGCAGUUUUUUUUAAGGGGUGGGCCAAUCAUAAUGAAGAGCAGCAGUCAAUAUCUCUGCACCUGUAAUGCUAUGUAAAAAUUUGUAUUGUGAGUCAACAUUUUCUUUGUCUUUCUACUUUUGGAAGAAAGGUUAACUUUUUUAUAAUCUUACUCAGGAAAACUAAGUAUUUGUUUAUUAGAAAACUAUGAAGAAUAAAGAAACUUAGGAACGUUAAGCAGGGAAUGUGGUGGUACAUGGCUUAAACAUCUUUUUGGCUCAAGUAAAAUGCAAACCAUUAUUCAGUCAUGAAGAGUUUAGUUAGCUUUCUGUAGCCAAUUCAUGAAAUCUCUGUUCACCCAACAUUGACAACGAGCCAUAUCUAAACUAUUACAUUGUUAGAACACCUACCAAAAUCUCGAAAGCACAGGUUGAUGUCCUUAGUAUUGCUGUGUAUGAAGUUACUAAAACUGGAGAAUAUUUUACUCAGAAAUAAGUACUGUUUAGGUUUUAUAUUAAAAGUUCAGACCAGCAUAUCAAAGGGUGCUUCUUAGUGAAAUGAUUUAGAAUUGUUGCAUUCCAAAAGCAGGUUUUCUCUUUGAUUUUUUAAGUAUUUGUCUCUCUCUCAAAAUAUUAUACUUCAUGAAAAAGACAAUUGAUGUGGAUGACAACAACAACAAAAGUCUUGAAAUUAAGGAUACACUAAUUGUUCUUACUGGGGUUAGGAGAAGAGAGAUGUUAUUUUCAAGAAACAAAAAUUUUUUUUUUUU
Molecule: messenger RNA, 2314 nt
Organism: Saimiri boliviensis boliviensis (Bolivian squirrel monkey)
Lineage: Eukaryota; Metazoa; Chordata; Mammalia; Primates; Cebidae
Source: RefSeq, a predicted model, not a curated record